CGCUAAGCUAUAAUGCUUACCAUGUUCACUGACUUAGUUUACUGUUCUAGAGGAAAUUUGCUCAACUUAAGUGACGCCAUACAUCAUGUGCAUGUCAUUUUGGGCUGGACUGGAUUCAUAAGCCCGCUCACUGGGACCACCGCCUUGAGAGAAUAAGAACCGGAAGCUCAAAACUUGAACUCGUGUUUAUCCUCAGAAUAGAUGGAAAGAAAUGACUGUAAUAAGAGAGGCCACAGUGUGCAGCUUGUCUCUACUUGGCUCCAUUGUCUUUGGCACGGACCCUCAAACAUGAACCUGUUCUGCCUCUCUCUGGAGGGCUCCACAGAAAGCAUAUAUAAACCAGCCUACAGCCAAACACUAAAGGAAGUUCUACCCAAGUACCAGUGCAGUCCUGCUCUUCUGAGGCGUAAGCCUGAAUGGGGUGGCUCAGAUCCAUCUAUCAAUUUUGGCCGGCCGCAGAGUACAGUAAAAGUAAAAAGGAAUAACAGAAGGUCAUGCGUGCCAACAUCACCCAUGGACAAUAACACAUUAGCAGACAAAGACAUUAAUCAUGUCUGCUGGAUGUCAUCAGGGGACAAGAAGGACUUAUCUCAUCAAAUGAAAGUCCAGAACAGAGAGAUGUGUAAAGCUCCCUGUCAGAGCAGGAUGUUGACAAGAGAUGACAGAGGGAAGGAGCUGAACUCUGACAGGACGCAGACAGAUCUACAAGCUCAGGGGGGUGAAACUGCAGCUGACACAGCAGAAUCAAUACACACCACUGGAAAACUAAAAAAGUUACAGAAUCUGGUGCAAACAAAGAAGGGACAUCAGAGUGGAGCUGGAAAAGGGAAGAGCACAUCUGAGAAUAAUGAUGCGUUGAGCAACAACAAUCCAAUGCUGACCUGCAUCGGGCUGGGGAAGAGAUCAGAGAAGAAGUCCUCUAAAGCCGCUCCGUCACCACUGCAGCAGCAACAACAGGCCAAAGAUGUCCAUGAAGAUUCAGAGGAGGAAGGAGUGUGGAUCCCACAGGCUGGACAUUAUCUGUGGAACCCUUUUGAGUGCCCACAGCCCUGGACUCCCUUACACCACACCUGUCACCAACCUCAGCAUGAACUGAUCGUCGGCGGUGGCACCUUGUCUCUGCCCCGGACGACAGAAUGGGAUCGUUUUGAGAGUUUGAUACAGGAACUGGACAGUAAACAGUCUGAUCUGUCUCCUCCACAAAAGAUCUGCUCCAUCACAGAUCAGCAGCUCUCACAAAACACAUCGACCAGAUUUGGGAGAUUUGAUGUGUUCAGACAGCGCUCGCCUUUAAUGAAACCCCAGGAUGAUGGAAGCUCUCUGCAAAAGCCGGAGCAGAUUGGUGAUCCAACCAAAGUGAGGCUGCAGAGGAGGGAAAAGGAGACCUCAUCACAUAGUGACAGGAAGCACGUCAAGGCGUCGCCAGAGAAAACGCUGACAGCCAUCAGUGUAUGUCAUGCACUCCACAAAGCUUAUAACGGAAACACGCAGAAAGAUGAAGCACAGAGGAGGGAAGCUGGUGGUGGGAGACCAUUUACUAAAGGACACAGGCUGUCCUGUAACUCUCUGGAAAGCCUCUACAGUGGACAAAGCUCCUCAUCAAGUGGAGUCACCAGUGGGUCAGGCUGCUCCAGUAACAGAGAUAGUCUGAGGCUGGAUGAGGAUCUAUUGUACACAAAACUGUUCUGUGGAAGAGCCAGAGUCCAUACAAACUUUGUGCCAAGUCCAUAUGACACAGAAUCCCUCAAACUCAAGGUGGGAGAUGUGAUUGACAUCAUCGCCAAGCCCCCCAUGGGAAUAUGGACUGGCAUGCUGAAUGGCAGAAUGGGAAAUUUCAAGUUCAUUUAUGUGGAUGUGCUAACAGAGGAGAGUCCUGAUGCACACAAGGACACACAAACCCACAGAGUGAGACAGAAAUCAACUGUCCAGGAAGUGUUAAAGCGCCUCAGUUUGGAGGAGUAUUCCUCGUCUCUGCAGCUGAACGGUUACCAAACAGUAGAUGAUUUGAUGAGGCUAAGGGAGCAUCACCUGACGGAGCUGAAUGUGACUGAUCCAGAGCACAGGCAUCGUCUGCUCGCCGCUGUCGACUCCCUGCAGCAACUGCGCUCUGAUAGGCAGUUGGAGAAUGAGGCCAAUCAAGAGGCCAAGACCCCCAGAGAGAACACAAAGGCAGAUAUGAACAACUGCCCAAGAGACUCCGGCUGCCACAUGCCAUCUGACAGCCCCGACAACAGCACAGAGGACACAGACCUUCACUGUAUCUCUGAAUACCCUCCACCAGCGGAGACAUCAGCUCCCUGAGAAUAAUCCUUACUUUCCAAUGCCUGUUUGAUUCCUCAUGUUACUGUUGAGAUGACUUGUGAACCAAAAGCUGUUUUUGUUUUUUUUAUUUCUUGCAGCUGUGUAAUUUUUAAUUAUGUUCAAUAAUAUGCCGUUGAUGAGCCUUUACCACAGCUAAUCCUCAACUCCACUACUGGACAUGUCUAUAACU
Micropterus dolomieu (smallmouth bass) is the source of this 2491-nucleotide messenger RNA. Its product is annotated as SAM domain-containing protein SAMSN-1-like. Gene Ontology annotation, molecular function: protein binding. The record is from RefSeq and is a predicted model, not a curated record. The transcript has 17 exons. NCBI's taxonomy places the organism in Eukaryota, Metazoa, Chordata, Actinopteri, Centrarchiformes, Centrarchidae. Bases 202 to 2301 code for a protein of 699 amino acids.